AUGCUAUUUGGAACGACAGUCAUUCUUUCCACGCUUCUGCCUAAUGUUAAUGAGAGCGCGCAAGUCAAUUCCGUUGUAAUCAACGAACAAUACUGCAACAUCGUUGCUGCUCGCCAAAAGAACAACCGACGAAUUGUUCUAACUGAAAUAAGUGACUUUAUCAAACCUACGGACCCCCUACCCGAUGGAACCCAUCAAAAUGGGAAGGGAUACGAAAAGAUGGCCUCGGUGUGGUGGGCCGCAAUCCAGGAAGCCGAGCCAAGAAACUUGUUACAAAGUCCCAAGAAUAUUGGGGGGAAUGACUGGGCCAGCACGACCCGUAAGAAGGAGUACGGAAAGGGAAAUAGCCUCUAUGGGAAGGUCAAGACUCAGCGUGGCAGUGGCUGGGACGACAAUGACUACAAAAAUAACUCAGUGGCUAUGGGACAACUGUUGGAAAUAGGUACAACUGACAAGGAGGAUGAUAUUCAUCCUGGUAUCCACUAA
Molecule: messenger RNA, 486 nt
Organism: Penicillium antarcticum
Lineage: Eukaryota; Fungi; Ascomycota; Eurotiomycetes; Eurotiales; Aspergillaceae
Exons: 1
Coding region: 1-486 (161 amino acids)
Molecular function (GO): phosphatidylcholine lysophospholipase A1 activity
Source: RefSeq, a predicted model, not a curated record